Clunio marinus is the source of this 3774-nucleotide messenger RNA. NCBI's taxonomy places the organism in Eukaryota, Metazoa, Arthropoda, Insecta, Diptera, Chironomidae. The record is from the annotation of a GenBank genome assembly.
UAGGAAUAUUAAAUGAAUUUUUACUCUGCAGCUAUGAUGCAAUCAACUGUCGAGUAGUGAAGUUUGCAUAUUUAAGCGCAAAGAAGCCAUGAUAGUGCGAAAAUGUCGUGCAUUCCGUUAGUUCAUUAGUAACAUACUUACGACCUAGAAGAGAAACGCAAAAAGUACUCUCAAGAACAAUCUAAUGCAUUCUAAUCAACAACGUGAUCAUUGGCAAUAAUUUCAUUGUGUGAGAUUAUUAUGGAUAAAAAUAGAACAAUUGAAAAAAAUUUCUCAUAAGUCUCAUGACGAGUACGAAUACGAGAAAAAAAAGAAGAAGAAAGAGAAAAGGAAAAGAAGAAAAAGUGAGAGAGAAGAAAAUUGUAAAAGUGAAUGAAAAAAUGUUUAUGACAAAUUUCGUCGCAUGUAAACAUGUAACGACUGCAAAUGAGCUGAAGCCUCGAAUUAAGUGGAAAAGGAAAAGUUAUAAAGCAUGUGCGAGAAUAAGUUUUGGAGAAGACGAUAAAAUUAAUACAUAAAAAGAACAACAUAAAUUUCAAGGAAAAAGUGUGAAGAAGAAAUAAAAAACGAUAAGCAAUCAAAUGCAUGUGCAAGUUUAGUUGAAUUCGAAUGCUUAAACGAUGACCCAACGACUAAAGCUCUUUUAUGGAUUACUCGGAGCUGUUAUUGGUCUGUGCAUUGGAACGUUCCUGAAGAAUUUUAGCACGAUGGAAACACUCAGUCGAUGUGAUACAAUUUCAUUACCAACCAUUCAGUCGAGAUCACCACUAGAAAUAAUUAAUUUAACUGCCGAAGAGACGCCAUCAAACUCCCAACGAACACUUGUCUUUGUGGGCGUUAUGACCUCCAAAGAUUUCCUCGAGUCGCGAGCUAAAGCUGUUUACAAUACAUGGGGAAAACUUGUUCCUGGAAGGAUUGCUUUCUUCUCAUCUGAAGGUUCAUCGGGUGAUGAUCUUCCAGUCGUUGCAUUGAACGGUGUCGAUGAUCGUUAUCCUCCACAAAAGAAAUCUUUUAUGAUGUUGCAUUACAUGUACGAACAUUUCAUUGACAAGUUUGAGUGGUUUUUAAGAGCUGACGAUGACGUUUUCAUCAAACCUGAUAAGCUUGAAAAAUUUUUACGUCGCGUUGAUUCAACAAAGGCGCAGUUUAUCGGCCAAGCAGGUCGAGGGAAUAACGAAGAAUUUGGGUUGUUGUCGUUGGAGUUUGAUGAAAACUUUUGUAUGGGUGGACCUGGAAUCAUCAUGAGUCGACAAACGUUAAAAAGAGUGGCACCACAUAUACCAACAUGUCUCAAGAAUCUCUACAGUACUCAUGAAGAUGUUGAAAUCGGUCGAUGUGUACAAAAGUUUGCGGGAAUUCCAUGCACGUGGAAUUACGAGAUGCAAUCAAUCUUUCAUCACAAUUCAAGUGGAAAUCGUGCAUUUUCUGGUAAUCUAAAGAAGAAAGAAGUGCAUAGUGCCAUAACACUUCAUCCAAUUAAACGAUCGCCAUUAAUGCAUCGUAUGUACGCAUAUUAUCUCGGUUUAACCGCACAAGAGUUGCGUCAACAAUCACUUUAUCUUCACCGAGACAUUGCUCAAAUGAUUAGUUUACUACAAAUUCCAAAGACACAUAAAAUGUUAGCACGUGGCGUGCCUUUGUUUCCAGACAAUGAUAGAGAUAGUUUUAACUUCAUAGACGAUCAUGAUAUUUUAGGAAAUUUCCCCAAUCUAAAUCGGUAUAUGCCGGAUGAUCUCAGUGAUCUAAAAGAAUGGGAUUUUCUUGCCAAGAGUAUUUAUUCAGCAUCACAUUUAAAUCCCAAACGUAAAAUGGAAUCGUCAUUACGAGAAGGUUUAGAUGAUGUGAUAAGAGAAAUUAUGGAGAAUAUCAACACUUACUCUCGACAACGGGGUCGAGUGAUUGAAUAUAGGGAACUUUUAUAUGGAUACUCAAGAGUCAACAGCAUGCAUGGUCAUGAUUUAAUUUUAGAUCUUCUAUUAGUUUAUAAAAAAUAUCGAGGUAAGAAAAUGACUGUGCCGGUGCGGAAGCAUCUCUAUGUCCAAAGAUCGUUCACUGAGACGAGAAUAAGGGAAAUUACGAACAAUGAUGAAUUACCUAAUAAAGGCUUGGUGCAAAGCAAUUUAGCAUUCAACAGAUUCACUGACAAAAUGAAAUCACUUUUUAAUGAUGGAUUUAAUGACUUUUACACUGCAGGAAAGCCAAGAGAGAGCAAUUCAAAUACAUUCGAUGACAAGAUCAUUUUCAUCCUGCCACUUUCAGGACGAUAUGAAAUAUUCCUAAGAUUUCUGAAGAACUUUGAAGAUGUUGCACUUCGAACAAAUGAAAAUGCUGAGCUUUUGAUUUCACUUUUCAUCAAUUCAACCGAUCAUAGAAUAUCGUCAGUAUUCCAAAUCAUCGAUCAUUUGAACAAAAAAUAUCAACGUCAUGCUGUGAGAACGAUAAAACUUUAUGGUGAAUUCUCGCGUGGUGUAGCGAUCGACAAAGCAAUUCAAUCAAGUCACAUUAAGGAUGAAGAUAUAAUCUUUUUAAUUGAUGUUGAUAUUCUAUUCCAAACAUUAACAUUAAAACGAAUCCGACAGAAUACGAUUCGCAAUCAGCAAAUUUAUUUGCCUAUUGUAUUUAGUGAAUACAAUCCAGAGUUAGUUAACAGUCACGUUGGGAAUAUUCCCUACACGACAUCAUCAUCAUCAUCACUGCCAUCUGAAAGUCGAUCGUUCUUGUCAGAUUAUAAUAAGAUGUCAAUGAAUUAUGAGUAUUAUGUAAAUUCUUCGACGCUGAUCAACAACGAGAGCGGAUAUUUUCGUGAAUUUGGAUAUGGAAUUGCUUCAAUUUAUAAAUGUGAUAUAAUGAAUAGUAAAAUAAAUGGCUUCGUGACAGAUAUCAAAGGCUGGGGACUUGAAGAUGUUAAAUUCCUAGAGAAGAUUCUCACAGCCAGUCAUCAAUUGCAGAAUCAACUUUUGCUUUCAAUUGCUGAUGGUGUAGAAAUCAAUCAGAACGCAUCAUCAAGUAACAAUUUGGAUGUGUUCCGAUCGCCUGAUCCAUCGCUCGUUCAUAUUUAUCAUCCAAUCGUGUGUGAUAAGAAUUUAGAAAAGAAUCAGUAUAAAAUGUGCCUUGGCACGAAGUCGAAUACUUUAGGGAAUUUCCGUCUGUUGAAAGAAAAAUACUUUUUAAAGCGAGAUUUUAUGCAACUUGUUAAUAAAGUUAAAGAGGUUGUGGUUAAUUAAACAUAAAAGCUUUGGCCAGAAAAGAUCAAAUCGCAAAGGAAAUACUGUCGUAAGGCUAAUAUUUAAUAAGCUUUCGGAAGCUUUCAAAAGCUCCAUAAAAGAAGAUUAAAAAGAAAAUUAAAUUUCAUCCAAAAUUGCCAAUGUAGCUGAUAUAUUUCUUCUAGAUGUUUAAGCUUCCAACUAAAACGAGUUCGAGAUGUUUUUUCCAAUUUUAAUAAUCUAAUAAACAUGCCAAAAAUGUUCUAUAUGGUAUCAGAAUGUUAAUAAAUUUUGUUAUUCUUAUACUUUCCUUCUUUCGAAGAAUUUUCCAUCAUGACAUCAUUUGCAAAAUCACCCUUUAGUAAUUAGUUUUUGCCAAAUCUAGUUCAUGCAUGUAAAUUGAUAUAAGUAUGUAAACGACAUUAAGUAAAUAAAUUCUCAUGUUUAAAGUUUAAACAUAAACACGAUGAAAUUAGUUUGAGUUGUUAUUGACAUACAACGCGUAGUUACGCGUCAUUAUUUCUCUGAUUAAGAAAUGUGGAUUAAAGGUGAAGCUGACAUAUUUAUGUAC